UCAAAAUAACGUCUGUUGCCGUUCGGUCGUGGAAACAUUUUGCACUUCUGCUACUUAGUAUUGCCAGCAACUAAUUGCUUCAUGACGAGUUUGGUUUGCGGUUUUGAGGAGCAGUAAACCGCGGUCAAAUCGGUCUUUCAUCGCGUACUACCGUCGGAGUGAGUUAAUCAGUCGAGGGAACCGCACAUUGAGGUGUGCAAUUUUGGUGCCACUGCAGCCGUCCAAUUAGUGUUUCCUCUCGUUAACAGGGAACGGAUCAAGGCUAUUUAUUCGACGUUCUGAAGCCUUCAACGCUAAAUACCUCAAGAAGUGGAAUAAGUGAGCAAAAAUGGGUGCCUUGAAGAAAAUGACACGCUGUGGAAGUAUAAGUACACUGUUCGCGGUUCUGAUAGUGCUCUUUGGCGUCAGCUCAUCAGCUCUGACUACUUUCGGCAAGUCCAACACACAGAAUCAGGCUCCGCUGACAACGCGGGCACCAGUGAUAGCCAAAGAAUGUGUCAACCAUGCGGACUGUGCCACGAUAGUUGCUACUAGCUGCGUGCAAGCCGCGGACGGAAAAAUGCGCUGUCUUUGCGGAGACUUUGAGGCACCCGAGAAUGGAUACUGCAAGGCCAAAUACAAAGGUCUUAACCACCUCUGCACCGACACCCUGCAGUGCGACAUUGGAAUGAUUUGCGCGAUAAAGAACAUUACCAAAACUACCACGCUAGUGACCAGUAAAACCUUUAUGACCAGUAACAUGCUGCAUAACAACAACACCAACUAUAAGAUGUGCCUGUGUGAUAAGGAGAUUGGAUACGUCGAGGAUAAGCAUGACUACCGCCACUGUAGUGGCGCUAUUGCUGCGAUCUUUUCCUCGCCCCUGCUGAUACCAAUGCUGACCGCUGUCUUCGGCUGUACGAUACUCCGGAAAUUAAGCAACUACUGGCUUGUCGACAUAUAAACUCGAUUUUCGAUUGAUGCUCUGAAUCCGCUUUUAUAUUACGCAAUAUAACACACAAAUUUAGCUUUAGGAUAAGCUCUUCGCUAAGUAUAAUUGUGAUUGCUAACUCAUGUGCUAACACAGAUGAUAAAAAAAAACAAGCUUAGUGCAAGUAUUUUGCCUUGAAAUGGACCGAAUUUCCUCUCUCGUAUAUGAAACAAAUCAUGCCUUUAUGUGAUCUACGUCUGCACCAUCCAAAAAUACGAAAAACAUAUUGCAAGUACUAGACAGUAAGAUUAAAUCGAGCGCCAAGCUGUGUGUAUUUUUCAAGUAUCUUAGAUCAUAGUGAAUAAAAAUCAUAGAUAUUUUUAAUGUCGCUUUUCUACUGUAGUGCAAAAAAAAAUGACAAGGCAAUUCAUAUUUGUACUGAUCUGCACAUUAUUCGGAUUGAGAAACAUAUCAAAAUUCUUUUAUAGUAAGACGAGAAAAAAUAGGCUAAGAACAAGACGUACUUUAUUAUCCCUAAAGUAACAUUUCAAAUUAAAAAAAGCUCUCGUUUGGUUUCGUUCGAGUAGCACAUUCGAUUGAAUCAAAAAUUAGGAUAGUGCAUCUUCUGUAAUUCAGAUUAUCAUAAACAUAUUUCCUAAAUAUUGUGGCUUUGUGUAGAUAAUCGAAAAAAAAUCAAGAAAAUCACAUAAAAAUAAAUCUACGAUAAAAUUCAUUCAUCAGUUUAGCAUUUUAGACUCUAUUUAUUAUACGAGAUAGAAUUAUACAUAAUUCAAAUAAAAUUUAAAAUAAAACAUUGGA
Molecule: messenger RNA, 1729 nt
Organism: Armigeres subalbatus
Lineage: Eukaryota; Metazoa; Arthropoda; Insecta; Diptera; Culicidae
Exons: 3
Coding region: 329-943 (204 amino acids)
Source: RefSeq, a predicted model, not a curated record